Messenger RNA from Amborella trichopoda, 1535 nucleotides. RefSeq names its product E3 ubiquitin-protein ligase SINA-like 10. Gene Ontology annotation, molecular function: zinc ion binding. The record is from RefSeq and is a predicted model, not a curated record. NCBI's taxonomy places the organism in Eukaryota, Viridiplantae, Streptophyta, Magnoliopsida, Amborellales, Amborellaceae.
AAUCCUUCCGCGUUGCUGAUUAGAGAGAGAAGAAAGGAUUUCUGCCAAUUUCUAGAAAUGCUAAGAGAGCUCUGACUCUGCAGAGCGUGCUCCUUGAGAAGAGAGAAAUAGAGAGUGCCCCCAAUUUUACAGAGAGGGGCUGUGGAGAAGAGAAAGAAUCACUUUGCCCUAGGCGAAGGAAAUGGUGAAAUUCUCCAUGGAGGUGGCUAGCGAGCCAUUCCCAAGGAAGAGGAGGCUCUCAGAAAUUUCAAAAGAAACUGAAGACCAAUUCAUUAGCAGCAAACCUAUAUCUGUAACAAUCGACCCUGAUAUCUUUGAUUGUGCCAUUUGCAUGGACCCCUUAUCUGGACACGUUUACCAGUGUGAGAAUGGGCACAUUGCAUGCUCCCCAUGUCGUCAUAAGCUUCAGAACUCAUGCCACUCCUGUUUCAAACCAAUCAACAACAGAUGCCUGGCCAUUGAGAAGGUCAUAGACUCCAUGAAAAUCCUUUGCAAGUAUGCAUGCUAUGGUUGCACUGAGAUGAUCAGCUUCUCUCAUAGAAAUGUCCAUGAAGAGAAUUGCCCCCAUUUGCCAUACAGUUGCCCAGUUGCAAAUUGUGUCUUUCGUGGGUCGAGCUUGCACCUCUCCUUCCAUUUUAACGGUGAGCAUAAGGCUUCUGCGAGGUUCUUUAGAUAUGGUGAGUGGUUCACUCUGCUAUUGGAUAAAGAAGAGCCUAUCUACGUUCUUAAUGGGGAGAAUGGUCUCUUGUUUAUCUUGGAUAAUAGGGUCGAGUGUGUGGGGAAUGUGUUUUCGGUCAUGGGUUUUGGGCCGAGCUCUUUGGAGGAGGAGUAUGGGUAUGGUUUGACUGUUAGAAGCGGUCGUAGGUGUUUGAAGUUGGAGUCUUUUCCGAGAAGUGAAAGGCAGAGGGACAACGGUCUAAUGGAUUUCCUUGUGAUUCCUUUGGAGGCAUAUUGUAAUAAGGGGCAGCUCAAGUUGGAGGUCUGUAUAUGGAGUUUGAGUAAUGGGAAAGAUAGUGGGGUUUAGGCUUGAGAGUUUGGAGUACGAUUGGCAACAGAAAAGAAAAGUCUCUCUCUCUCUCUCUCUCUCCACCACAUUCUCAUGCGUGUGCACAGAUUUGGGCUUGGUGACCUGAUUUAUAUGAGGGCAAACUUUGAGCCGUCUCUCGUAUGUACAGACAUGGGUUGGUAAGCUGGUCUGUGUGAGAAAAAACUUCGAAAACUCCCUCAAUCAAUCACCAACCAUCAUACGUGCAGAUGCUCAUGGUAUUGGCAAACUGCUUUGUAAAGACGAGUUUUGGAAAAACUCUCUCUCUAUCUCUCUCUCUCAUGCAGACCACUCUCUGCAAGUUUGUCCCUCACGUUAACCAGUUUCUUGAUGUAUAACCGUCCCUCACGUUAACCGUUCAAUAAUGUAAUUGCAUAAUUUGUAUCUGUACAUUAGUCUUGUGAUGUGAUCUACAAACCUAUUCACUUGUAAAUAUACAUGUAAAUGUAUCACAGGUUUUGUGCGUUAUAGUUUUUAUUUAUAUACUGUA